AUGACUUACAUUCAGGACAAUUCAAAGGAAAUGAGAACAUUCAAGUUGGAUGAACCAGAGCACGAUAUGGGUAAGUACUUUGGCAGAGUUCAGCACUUUUUCAACGUCUUUAACCCAAUGAACUCACUUUACACAAAUGACUAAGUCUCAUCUAUGCAGAAGUAGCUUGAGAAGUAGAGACAACUUGAGAGAGAGGAAGCAACAUAUGGAAGAAGUGUUAUGUUAACUGAGGCAGAGAUUAAGCAACUUAGAAAAUGGAAGACUAUAGUAAAUGCAUCAAUCCAUCCAGACACCAAUCAGCCAGUACCUUGGGUUAUGAGAAUGUGUGCCUUUGUCCCAACUAAUCUACCCAUCAUCUUUGGUAUGUUGAUGACUCCACCAACUCCUAUGAACACUGCUUUCUGGUAAUGGAUAAAUCAAACCUACAAUGCAGGAAUGAAUUUUGGCAAUAGGAAUGCAUCAUCCUAGUAGACUACAUCUGAUAUUCUAUUUGGUUAUACUGCUGCAGUAACUUCAUCUAUCACCAUCAGUGUUGGUUUGAGAAAACUUUCACACAAUAUGACUAAGGGACUUCAAGGAGGUAUGGCUGUUCUUGCCACUAGCAUCAUUAGUUAUUUAGCAGUAGCUUCAGCUGGUUUCUUGAAUACAUAUUGCAUGAGAAUGGGAGAAAUGAAGAGAGGUAUAAAGAUAUUUGACGAAAGUGGAGAGGCUAUGGGCAUUUCACAAGAGUGUGCUAGAAAAGCAGUUCUUCAAACUUCUUUCUCAAGAAUGGCUCUAUCUUUCCCUAUUUUCAUUUUACCAGGAGUUUCAAUGGCUCUCUUAGAUAAAUUCAAGAUGAUUCCAAAGUCAAGAGGACCAAAGACCCUUCUUGAACUUACUGUGAUUGCUUUCUCACUCUGGAUAGCACUCCCAAUUAGUGUUUCACUCUUCCCACCUAGGGGUGAAGUUAAGAGUAAUGAAAUCGAAUAAGAAUUUGCAACAAUGAAGAACUCAAAAGGAUAAAUUGUGGAAAAAUACUACUAUAACAAGGGGCUUUGA
Molecule: messenger RNA, 1038 nt
Organism: Stylonychia lemnae
Lineage: Eukaryota; Ciliophora; Spirotrichea; Sporadotrichida; Oxytrichidae
Source: the annotation of a GenBank genome assembly